CGUUUCUGUGGAGAGUUUCGAACACGGCCACUAUCUCUCUGUCCGUCGGUAUUUCCGUGCCCGCCGUGCCGUGAUUUUUCCUUUUACGCACCCGAUGCAGUGACACGAAUGCCGCCCGUGGCGCAGUAUCAGUCCCAUUUGGAACGCCGGGCCGCCGGGCACGCGAUGGAUCCCGAAUUCGUUCGAUUCAUCAAAUUCAACGGUUACCUUCUGGCGACGUUGAUUUGCUAUCACACGUUCGUGCAAGCGUUCGGAUUGCCGCCCCGGCUCCAGCAGUGGUACCAGUGCCCCGGCGGACAAAGUUGGUUCGGCCGUGAUCAUCCCGUUGUCGAUGGGGUGUUGCUGUUGUGUUGGAUCACCGCCGUAGCCUCGCUUUAUCAGGCACUCAAACUGGAAGUGGUAGCGAUGCUGCGCCCGAUCGGUUACUUGCUGUCGCUAAAAGUGCUGCUCGUGGUGGUGCAGGACAUGGUCAGCACCUGGAACGAUGAUGCCGAGGAGCGCUAUCUACGCAACGCGCAGGACGUUCUCGCGUGGUCCGCGUUUCUGGUGUACUUCUACUACACACUGUACACACUGAAGCACCUCUUCCGGCGGCAGGAUCACCGACAGCCCGGGCUACAAUCAAUCGAAACACUGGCAUCAUCGGUGGAGGUGAAACCCUGCUAUUCGCCGAUGCCAGCCGUCUAGCGGUGGGUGUCCCCGCUGAGGCUUUCCCACGCUCUCCCCCAUUAUGUUGCCAAAAGCGGUGACCUUCCCGAAGCGAAAGACGGGUCCAUUACUGGGUGACCUUGUACCGGUGCUGCCUGUGAGCAGCUUGUUGGCGUCGUUAGAUAAUGAUGAUGUAAAAUCGAUAGAUAAGUGAGGCCAAAACGGUUGUGCGCCAGAGUGAAGUGUGUGCCAUUGAAGAAGUUCAAAUUCGCCGUACCGACAUCGCGACCUUUAUCGCUGGGGUCCCGCGAUGUUUGUCAAUCAUGUUUGUUUCAGUGUCCUGUUCCUAUCGGCGGCUGACAGGUGAUUGACUUUAAUGUGUCAAGGUGCCAAAAACCGUGGGUGCGCAAUUUUUGCCCAAUUUUGAUACCUUAUUUGAUACGCGGGUCGAUCCGCGGGUCGGGCAGGACAAAUGUGCGGAUGACUUCACGCGGUCGGUGAUGCGCUACUUAAUCGGACCCCCGGGGUUUGUGGAACGCUUAAGAGAACCGGUUUUUUUGGGUGAAAUUCUUUAACUCGAAUAAAGGUCGGCGGAUGUUUUUAAACACAAGAUAAA
Messenger RNA from Anopheles bellator, 1264 nucleotides. RefSeq lists its product as uncharacterized. Lineage: Eukaryota; Metazoa; Arthropoda; Insecta; Diptera; Culicidae. The coding region runs from base 109 to 687 and encodes 192 amino acids. The transcript has 4 exons. The record is from RefSeq and is a predicted model, not a curated record.